UGACCGUAGAAAAUUUUUUAGCAUGAGUUCAAGUGAAGUGGUAGCUUAGCUAUUCGCAAAAUUCUCAUCAUAACGUGAGCAUCCGUGCAUUUCUCGGUCCUUAAAACUUGAAACAGAUCCUUGUACUACUAAGAUGGGCAGGGAGGACCGAGCUACCUGGAAAAGCAACUAUUUUCUUAAGUUGGUGCAACUUUUGGACGAAUAUCCCAAGUGUUUUAUUGUGGGAGUAGACAAUGUUGGUUCUAGGCAAAUGCAACAUAUCAGGCUCUCAUUGCGGAAGCAUGCUGUGCUUCUCAUGGGAAAGAAUACAAUGAUCAGAAAGGCUAUACGUGGGCACAUGGAAAAUAAUCCUGCCCUUGAAAAGCUGCUUCCUCAUAUCCGAGGUAAUGUGGGCUUUGUCUUUACCAAAGAAGACUUGGUUGAUGUUCGGGACAAGAUUAUGGACAAUAAGGUUAAGGCUCCCGCACGUGCUGGUGCUAUUGCUCCUUGUGAUGUGAUCCUUCAACCACAGAAUACAGGGUUAGGUCCUGAAAAAACAUCUUUCUUCCAGGCCUUGCAAAUCCCAACUAAAAUUUCUAAGGGAACCAUUGAAAUCUUAAAUGAGAUUCAUUUAAUUAAGAAGGAGGACAAGGUAGGAGCCUCCGAAGCAACAUUGUUGAACAUGUUAAAUGUCUCCCCAUUUACGUAUGGUUUGAAAAUCCGGCAAGUCUACGAUUCUGGUACUGUGUUCUCUCCUGAAAUCUUGGACAUCACUAACGAAGAUCUGCGUGCUAAAUUCAUGGAGGGUGUAAUGAAUGUUGCAGCUGUGUCCUUGGAAAUUGGUUAUCCAACUUUAGCAUCUGUACCUCAUUCCAUAGUAAAUGGCUUGAAGAACCUUAUUGCCAUUGCUGUUGAAACUGAUAUAACUUUCAAAGAGGCAGAAAUGGCUAAAGAAUAUCUGAAAGAUCCUUCCAAGUUUGCUGCUGCCGCCGCUGCGGCUGCCCCUGCUGCAGGUGGUGGUGGUGAAGCUAAGAAAGAAGAAGCCAAGAAAGAGGAAGAACCUGAGGAAUCUGAAGAUGAUGACAUGGGUUUUGGACUUUUUGAUUAACAUCUGAAGAGUGUAUAAUAAAACUUUUCAUUCUUGUA
This is a messenger RNA of Argiope bruennichi, 1125 nucleotides long. It is a transcript of the gene RpLP0, whose product is annotated as 60S acidic ribosomal protein P0-like. The transcript has 7 exons. Gene Ontology annotation, molecular function: structural constituent of ribosome; large ribosomal subunit rRNA binding. NCBI's taxonomy places the organism in Eukaryota, Metazoa, Arthropoda, Arachnida, Araneae, Araneidae. The record is from RefSeq and is a predicted model, not a curated record. Gene Ontology annotation, biological process: cytoplasmic translation; ribosomal large subunit assembly; ribosome biogenesis. Bases 134 to 1087 code for a protein of 317 amino acids. Gene Ontology annotation, cellular component: cytosolic large ribosomal subunit.